AUGCCCCCAGUGCCUUCAACUUCCAUACAAACGACCUCAGAAACGCUCGAGGAAUUGCUCAAUCAAAAGGCACUCACCCGAAUAACCACUAGCGACUAUAAAGCUAGAACGGCAGUUAAGAAGUUGAGCUCUCGCGAAAAAUCGAUCCUGGCUCUUGGUCUUGCAAAAUGCCUAUUGGAGUUCUUUGACGAUGAUAUGGAACUGGCUUCCCAUAGCUGGAAACCAGAAAGCAUAUAUUUUCUCAAGUCUGCCCAAUCCCAGCAUCAAGACCGUACCCUGUAUAUCUCACUCAGGCCAAGCGCCCAGAGAGGUGGAUUUCCCGAACGACUGGGUGCAUUCGGGCUUGGAGAUCCCGUCCUCCUUUCAUUUGCCAAACUCUUACUCGAGAUCGAUACUGGCGAAAGGAUAACCAAGGAGAUCCAUCCCGAUAACGCCGCGAAUCUACCUGUAUGGGCCUGGAUGUGCGGUUUUGUUGCCAAAGUCGAGAAGAAUGAAGCAAGUAAUUAUCUUCGAGCUGUGCAGGGUUGUUUGUACUUACACGUCGCUCUACGAAGAGCACAGGAUCAGUCAGAUGAGUCAAAUGGUGGCAGUAUCAUGAGACAGACAAUUUAUGAGGAGAUAGUUCGGAAUUUGGAGAUCAUGGCUGACCCUCAGAGUUCGAAACGUAAGCGACGGGAUUCUGUGUCCGAGCUUCCCUUGUCCAAGAAGCUUUCAAUCGCCACACCGGCAUCAAAUACAGGCACGCAGCUUAGGGUGUCACACCCUCCAAAUGUCCAACUAAUUAGACCAACGUGUAGAGAUGACUUCGAAGUUGCAAUCGUAUGUGCUUUGUCACUGGAAUUUGAUGCCGUCUCUGCCGUUGUUGAUGAUUUCUGGAAUUUUGAUUAUGGAAAAGUUCAUGGAGAUGAGAAUAUGUAUAUCAACGCACGCAUCGGGAAGAUCAACGUCGUUCUCCUUCUUCUCUCCAAUAUGGGGAAAGCCAGUGCUGCCAGCACGUGCGCCAACCUUCGAUCAAGCUAUCCAGGAGUAAACCUUGUCUUGAUGAGUGGCAUCUGUGGAGGGGUGCCUCUUACCGGAGAUGGCGAAGAAAUCCUCCUGGGAGACGUUGUUAUCAGCAGGCACAUUGUACAAUACGAUCUUGGCCGGCAGAAUCCUGACGGAUUUGAAACGAAAGAUACGGUGAAUGACAGGUUUGGGAGGCCACCCAAGAAUGUGCGGAACCUCCUUGCACUGGUUGAGACAAGUAUGGGACGUGAGAGGCUGGAGGGUUUGACCUCUACCUACCUUCAGGAUAUCCAAGCAAAAGCUGCUCAAAAAGUUCGAGGGCCUAAAUACCGGUACCCAGGAGCCUCGCAAGACCAGCUCUUUAAGCCUGGGUACCACCACCGACACCGUUAUUCUUCUCAUUCAACCACUGUGAAAGCGCACAAGGCCUCAAUCUGCACCUACAUUGACUCCCACCAUGCAUCAUGUGAUGACAUUGGCUGCGAUAGUAAGCAGCUUGUUUUGCGGGAUCGUGUCAAGUCAAAGAGGCAGCAAGUAGAAGCUGGACGUGUGAAGGAGGCCCAGGCUCCAUUCAUAUUUGUUGGCACAAUCGGAUCUGGAGAUACUGUGAUGAAGUCGGGAGAGGAGCGGGACAGGGUCGCCAGUGUGCAUAAUCUCCUUGCUUUCGAGAUGGAAGGUGCCGGGGUAUGGGACGAAAUGCCCUGCAUCAUUAUUAAAGGUGUCUGUGACUAUGCAGAUAGCCAUAAGAACAAAGAUUGGCAGCAUUUUGCAGCAGCAACAGCAGCAUCUGCUACCAAGGCACUGUUCAGCUGGUAUAUUCAACGGGAUAAACGUCCCGGGCUGUCUCUGCCUCCCUUAGCCCUAGGUGAUUUUUUGGUAAGGCCAGUCAUAUAG
This is a messenger RNA of Penicillium angulare, 1899 nucleotides long. RefSeq lists its product as uncharacterized. Gene Ontology annotation, biological process: nucleoside metabolic process. The coding region runs from base 1 to 1899 and encodes 632 amino acids. The record is from RefSeq and is a predicted model, not a curated record. Lineage: Eukaryota; Fungi; Ascomycota; Eurotiomycetes; Eurotiales; Aspergillaceae. Gene Ontology annotation, molecular function: catalytic activity. The transcript has a single exon.